Molecule: messenger RNA, 13452 nt
Organism: Porites lobata
Lineage: Eukaryota; Metazoa; Cnidaria; Anthozoa; Scleractinia; Poritidae
Source: the annotation of a GenBank genome assembly
CGGGCGCCGUCUUGUAAGCCGGUAUUAGCCGUCCUUGAACUUAUCCCUGUAGUUUUAGUGUCUUAAGAAUCUGUAAAGUCUUUUCCAUGGCUUCGGAAACGAGAACGUCGAUCAUGGCUCAUCCGAAAGUGGAUGGGAAGAAAGACGGGCAAGAUGAAAUGGAGAUUGACAACAAUCAACACGUGUCCAAGACGGAAAGCGAUAGCGAUGGGGAAUAUCACGGUUAGAGUUCAAAUGACACAAAUGAUGUACUUAAGGAAAUCUGCUCUUAUCCAGGAAACGCCGUGAUACAGAAAUAAUCGUUGUUUCUGACAUUUUAUCAACAGAGCCCGGUAUGCGAGUCGGAGAAGAAUACCAAGCCGUCAUUCCCGAUCUUGUCUCAGAGAGUAAGUUGCAAAUUAAACCAAUAGGCUCUGUUAUGAUUAAUUAUCUUAGUCCUUUCCUGAAAAUAGGCAUGGGUAAUUAUUUCACCUUGCAGUUUGUGGCGAAUUUCUUACGUUAAGGGUCGAGUAAUUGGCCUGCGUACGACAAGCUCGAGUAUUUCAAUUACCGGCCGGCUAGCGACGCGCGCAUAAAUAUCCUACAUUAACUUUCCUUUCAAGCCUCGCCAUGGAAAAUCAUUCUAUAUAGCAGCUGCUUUUAAAAAAUUGCAGUUUAAAUCAAGGGAGGUUUCGCGCCUUUGCGGUUCUUAAAGUUGUAAAUUUCGAGCUUCUUGGCUUUUGCGUUGUGUAACUUCUAAGCACUUUGUUUUUCCGAUGUCAGUUUCGACAUUUCGUACACUUCUAAACGCUCUUACAUUUAGUAGUAGUUCCAAAGUAAGAAUUUUUCGGUGAAAACGCUGAAGUCAAGUUGCAAUUGUCGGUUGACAAUAAGUGGAUGGAAGGGAUUAGAGUUGUGGGAAAAUAUUUUUGAACGACCUGAUGGGGCCUCUUGGGGGCCGGGGGGGGGGGGGGGGGGGGGGUAAAUGUCUCUGACCUGUCAUUUCAUUGUUGCAACCUGUGUUUUUUGUUGUCAUUUCCUCUGUUUUUGUCGCUUCUUCAAGGCCAUGUGCCUUGCUAGAAUUGGAAUUCUUCCCUAGCAGGACAUCUCUGGUGAUAAUACUAAUGAUAAUGAUAAUAUUAUCAUUUACUUUAUUAUUCAAUUUUAUGAUCAAAAAUCCUUAGUGUAAUAUUAUUAUGUAAUAUUAUUAUCUAUUAUUAUUAGGAGUAUCUAGAUAACUAGUCUUUGAUCACUUAGUGUGUGAAACACAAGUACCAGUCCUGAAAUUUCAUAUUAGUAACGUAUGAAAGUAGUCCAAAAGGUGCGAAAACAUCUGUCUGAUGCAUUGGAGGGAAUUCAAAAGCGCGCCCUUAGGAUAAUUUUUCUGAAUGCACAUUAUGAUGAGGCAUUGAUACUAAGUGGCCGGCUGUGUUUAGAAGACCGUAGGGCUGCUGCUUGCGAAUCAUUUAUGCGUAAUUUAAAACCAUCCAACCCUGUGUUUGGCCUUGCCAUGAGCGGAAGGGUAACUACCAUUCACUUGUACUCGUUACGAAGCUGCCGGAACUAUAAUAACAAAAUUUGUAAGACAAAAAGAUUGUCAGAAUUUGAAUCUGUGAAAUAUUUAGAUUUUUUGUCAUAAGUUAAAUGUUAAUUAUGUGUAAUUUGUGCACGAUCCUGUUAUCCAGCUCUUAGCUGCAAGGGGUUCUGAGUAAACAACUCUAUUCUAUUAUUCAUGGAUCUUUUGUUUCUCUUUUAUUCAGACAAAGAAGAGGCCAAACAUGACCCAAACCUUCGGCACAAUGCACUUCUUGUUUGGGCACCUGUAGAGGAAAUCCCAAAUUCAAAACGUGGGUGUAAUUAUUUAAUAUAGUCUUAUAGCGUAAAUGAUCAAAAAGACAGCAGGGUGUUGAUUUACUUUGAACAAUCUGAGAGGGAGUGUUAAAUAGAUACAUUCAGGAAACAUUUAAAAGAGAAAGGCAUUUCUUUUCUUUUUUGCGACCUCUCCAAAACUAAUAUACUAUCAGUGAAAAUAUCCAGAGAGUUUGUAAAUUAAUAGCAAAAUAUGCAGUCCAUCAAUGUCUACAUCUGGGCUGUGUAGAGAUCCAUGUCACUCUUUCAAAUCUCAAUUUCACUAUCAGAAUCCUCAUUUUAGGAUAAUUGUGUUGUCAUCCUGACUUUAUCUUUACUUUGAACUUGACUUGAAACAAGAUGCAAUGCACAUUCAUCAAGCAAAAAACUAAAUAAAUUGAAUGAUUUUCUCCUUUUUGCUAAUUCCUAGUAUUUUGGUGUAACUCUCUUCGGGGUGUUUAUUAGAGAGGGGCAUUAUUUUAAUACAGACUUUGCCUUGUAGAGGGGGCAUUAAUUUUAUUAGACAAGAGGCAUUUUUUUGAGAAGGGGUGUCAAUAAAUUAGAUCAUUUACAGUGUACCCUUAUAUUGUCUACUCAGUGUGCAGAGGAAGUAGUGUCUGUUAGCCUGGGGCCAGUGGAUUUUGCUGUCAGGCUAAUGAGUUCUGUUCUUAACUUGCCUGAAGGGCAAGUGACAUUUUUCUGGGAAUAUAAAUCACAGAAGAGCUGCAAUCAUUCCUGCUCAUUGUUGUUUUUUGUGCUGGUUGAAAUGAUUUUUGGGCUAGUACGUGCUAGCUACAGCUUGUCUGUGUGUCAAGCAGUAAAACUCCUUUUCCUUUUCACCUGGUUUCUUGGCAUCUGCUUCUCUUCUUCACAAGGCACUUUACACCCCAGCUAGUGAAAUGUCAUGUAAGCCCCCAGUUCACAACCAAAAUAUACAAGCAUGCUUGAUAAUAUUACAGUGAGCAAAUGUAUGAGUGCACAAGUAAAACCACUUCCACCUGCAUGGAAGGUGACCCUGACACAUGGAGAGAAAAAAGGGUCUACAGGGCUGUGUCGGUCAUUGGACAUUGUCCGACUAAAAUUUGCACAUUGUCCAGGAAAUCGUGCUUGUAAAUUUGAACAUGUUUUUUGAGAUGUACCAUUACACUGACUUAAAGUUUCACGUAGCUUUGUGUCUUUUUUUUUGUUGUUUCACCUUUUAGUGGAUGACUAUGUGCUGGUUGCUAAAGACAAACAUGGGUACAACGUUGAACAGGUACAUUCACAAGCAGUAUUAAAAUAAAGUGCACAAUUUGAGGGUGGAACUAAGAUUACCGUAUUUAUUUACCUAUAAGCCAAACUAUUUUUUCAGAAACUUUAAAGAAUCUGAAAAAUAAUAGUUUCUUUAGCAUGCCAGUGUUAUUGGUGCAAACUGGUGGGUGCACUUUAAAACCAAUUGCCACAAUCAUGGACAAAGUCUUUGGACACCUUUGUAUUUUUGGGGUGUUUUUCAAUUCACACCGGUCCAACCCCUCCCCUUACCCCACAAAGAAUGUUGGAGGUGUGUGUCCAGAAUUUUUUCAGAGUUUCAACUUUGCUUAGGGUGGGCGAGGGAGAAUUGCAAGAAAAUUUUGAAAAGGAUGCUCUGUUUUAAGAGGGAACUGAGAAAUGACAGAAAAAAAUGAAUAUUGUAGUAUUGUCUCAAGGAAUUUUGUCUAGGAUUGUAGGUGCACUUUUUUCAGGUCCCUGCUGAAGGAAGUGCAGUCUUAACAGACACCACCAUAAGACAGACACUUCAGUAAAACAGACACUUAAAGUUGUUCCCUGACUUUCCUUACUCCUUUCACUUUACUCUUUAUAAGACAGACAACACUAUUAGAUGCACACUGAGUGUGGGUCUCAAAGGUCUCCAUCAUAAAUUGAGUUGACGUAGGUUUUGAUCUGAUGAUGAAUCUAUUCGGAGUGUGAAUUCUUUAGAUUCAACAUCUACUCUUGGAUUUUAGUAAUGAAAUGCAAAUUUAAUUUUAUAAUUUUUCAUAGUCCUCUAUUAGGUUUGAAAAGGUUAAAUACAUGUAGAUCUAUAAAUCUGUGCAGAUGUCUAAGUGCUGUUGAACUGAUCUGGGAUGUUACUAAAAUGUCACCAGAUUUUUUUUCUGGGAGGGAUUGUUGAAGAAGGAGCCAAGGAUUGCCAGUGUUUCGUUAAGGGGUGUUAGAAUUAACCAGUGAAAUACAUGUACAUCUUGUACAUGUAUAGUAAAGGGGCAUACGAACCAAAGGCCCAAAUGGCUGGAGCUUAUUUUGUUUUCCUUCUCAUGAAACAUGCUGAGGAGUAUUGCUACUCCCCCCUGGACAGGAAGCUAGUCCAUCGAAGGGUUACCCCCCUUCCCCGCCCCCCACAAACAGGGUGUUGCCAGUACCCAUUUAUACACAUGGAUGAAGAGAGACAAAGUGGAGUAAAGUUCCUUGUCUAAGGAAACAAUGCGGCAGGUGAGGCUUGAACCCCAGACUGCCAGAUCCAGAUUUCGCAGUGUUAUCUGCUCGGCCAGUACACGCUUCCACUUGCCUUGUUCAUGUAUUUUCUCACAUAUCUGCUGUGUAUUAAUGCAGUGAAUAGUGAUCAUGGUGGUGUAAUGUUACAGCAUACAUGCUGUACAUGUAUUAUGCAAUUUAAAGGCUCUUGCUAUUUUAAGUUUAAGGUAUAAUAAAUGUUUUGUCAUUUUCAGGCAUUAGGAAUGUUGUUUUGGCACAAGCAUAACCUUGAGAAAUCACUAACUGAUUUGGCUAACUUUACACCAUUCCCAGGUAAUCAAUCAAUCAAUCAAUUUAUUGACAUUUAAUUGUUACAAGCAAGUACUCUUCCACUGUACACAAAGCAUUCAUUAUUUACAAUGCAAUAGGUGACUGCUUGAGUUAACAGUAAUGUUCAUCUUUAACUACUUUUGUUUCAGAUGAGUGGACUAUGGAAGAUAAAAUCCUUUUUGAACAAGCUUACAGUUCUCACGGAAAAAGCUUCAAACGAAUUCAGCAAAUAGUAAGUACACCACUGACAUUGUUGAGCACUUGAAAGGAAGUCUGUCACUAGUAAUUGUAUUAUUUUGAGCCAUUAAUUGGUAAUGUGCAAAAUUACUUUGAAAUUAAAGGAACUUCAAAGACAUGGUUGGGUGAAAUUAAGUUGGAAAAUACCAGACAUGGCCAUAGUACAGAAUAAAAAAUGGCAUGAGUGCAUUGUUGAGCUAUAUAAGCAUGUAGAUUAUUAAAGAUACAAGAGAGUUGUCAAUUAGGUUGUCAGUGCUUCUCACACUUUUUGAGUGUUGUCUUGGUAAUUACCAACUAUAUGUACAGUUGUACUGAAUAUCUUUAUAAAAUGGUUAUUAUUGGUGAUGUAGCUUGCAUGCUUGAAUGUCUCUGUAAAGCAUGUGUGUGACACACAUGCUUAACAGAAAUAUAAUGUCCGUGAAUCAUUCUGACCAAUAAUAGCGCAUGCAUUUCUUGGCAUUUUUUGUUGAACUAAGGGAUUGUCAUGCAUUCUAAAUUACAAUAUUAAAAAAUUGACAAACUACACCUCCUCUAAUAUUAUAGUAAUAAAAUUAUUAUAGAGGCAUUCCAAAACUUGAUUUGGACCGCCAGUCCGGUCGGAUCAACUCGGAAACCUUUCGGAUCUUUUUAAAAUACAAUUGGACUUGGAUCAACUUGGAUCAUAAAAAAAACAACUCGGAUUAUAAAAAGAAAAAUAAAAUCAGUCGGUAUCACUCAACUUUCACCCGCCAUUUUGUUUUGUUGUUACGAACUCGUGGUUGCGUAAAUUAAAUUAAUUUUUAUUUUUAUUAAUUUUAAUGAUACGCUAGUGAGCAGCACAUAUACACUUCCAGUGAACAUUUUCAAGUUGGAAGGAGAAGAAAUCAUGCCCGCCCGGCACAACGAAAAUUUUCGUACCCUAGGCGGGAAUUGAACUCACGACCUUCCGAAUACUACAUGUUUAUCGGACGUUCCAACCACUGAACCGGAGGGUCGCGAGUUCGAUUCUUGCCCAGCGCAUGGAAAUUUCCUCUGUCCCGGGCGAGCAUGGUUUCUCCUCCUUCCAAGUUGAAAAUGUUCACUGGAAAUGUAUGUGUGCUGCUCACUAGUGUAUCAUUAAAAUUAAGUUUCAGAAGCCAUAUCUGUAAAGCAGAGCGUGUCGUGUAACGCAACCUAAAACAUGAUCCGAGAGGAACUGGCACUAGUAAAACAAAAUGGCGCCUGAAAGCCACGGAGAAAAAAAGGAUGAUCUGGCCUUUUUUACCCUCCAAAUGGGUUAAACUUUCAGUUUUGCUGAUUUAAUUUAAUUUUUUUGAUUGCUCCGAGUUGAUCCGAGUCCAAUUUUAUUUUAUUUUUACUUUUUUACUUGAUCCGAGUUGGUCUGAGUCGAUCCAAGUUGAUCCGACCCGGACUGGCGGUCCGAGUUGAUCCGGUCCGACUUUUGUACUGCCUAUUAUUAUAGUGCAUUUCAAAACUUGUUUUGUGUGAAACCUCUGUCUUUUUUUUCUUGUCAGUUACCAGAUAAAUCAAUUGCCACUCUGGUCAAGUAUUACUAUUCAUGGAAGAAAACAAGAAGUCGGACAAGUUUGAUUGAUAGACAAGCAAAGAAAAUGGCGGUUCAAAAAGAACCAGUCAAGUGAGUUUUGUCUUCAUGGAAGCCCCGACUUUGGAAAGUAAUCCUAACAGUAUACAAAUUUAUUGAGGGCCUCCCAUUUUAUUUUGGCAGAAAAAUGUUUUCUUUCAAUCGUCAUCCUCAAAGGUGAAGAUCAGAUGAAUGUCUUUUUUAUAAUUUAGUACUGUUUUGUGCGUACAGUAUUUUUCUUACCACUUUGUUAAUAUCUUUUUCAACCAGUGAUCCAGAAAGCGACAAUAGCGACUCCAGUGAUAGUGACUUUGAACCUGAAAAAGAGGUAAUCUUCAAUGCAUCUUCAAUGCUGUUCAUUUUUACUUUUUACUGGACCAGUAACUGUUAUUCUCACAUGCUGAAUGCCAUUUGUGUCACAAAAAAUGUCAUGGAAAUGCAACAGUGCUUUAUUCACAAGAAAAAAAACUGAAAAGUCAUCUUUCAGCCAUCAGAAAAGUUUACCAUGGACCAAAGAAAUAUAGAAAAACUUUCUUCGCCAAAAGGGGGAAGAGUUAGUACACAGCAAAUUAAUGUCAUACACCAAAACAUUCUUGGUUAAGUUUUAUCCCAGACCAUGCUUACUCAACUUUUUGGCCUUCAUUUUCUGCUAAACAAGUACAAAUUUAGUGAAAAUCAGGAAAAAAUAACCUCCAGAAAAUUUGUUGGAUUGAAUGAAUAUUGUAGAUCAGAUGAAAGUAAAUUUUAACAUGUUUGGGAAAAAGGCAUUAAAUUAAUUCUAUGUGGGCUCAUUAUGUUGUGCGAUCAUUCAGAUGUGCCUUAUAAUUUUAUUUCUUUAUGCUUUACAGCAAACAAGACAAACAAAUGGCCAGACUAAACCGAAGUUAAUAACCAAACCACCUACAAUGCAAGUAAGUAUACAAACAAAAUGAUCUUGAAAAUUAAUCUGCACUCCACUCUAAUCACCUUUACUUGGUCUUCUUAUUAUGUUUCAUUGUGAUUUAUGUUUAUUUGGUUGCAUGUAUUAUUUUUCUUCAACUGUUGUGUCAUAAUAAAGCCAUUGUAAUACUGUCAUUUAUUUUUUAGGGAACAACUGCAGCGACCAUUUCAGGUCCUUGUGUGAACUGUCAAUCCCAAUCCUUGCAACUUCAUGCGACUCAGAAGGGAAACUUGUGCAGUGCUUGUUAUCAAUUUUUAAGGUACACCUCUAAGGUGACCUGUAUUGUCUAAGAAAGGUCAAGUAGUUGACUUACAUGUAUAGAAAGUAUCAUGUACAUGUAACAUCGUUUGAAUCUCUGUAAGUUUGUUGCACAGACAUGUUAUAUAGGUUUUUACAAGUACCUUACUUAUCCACAAAUAGGUUGCACCUGAGUAAAGAGUGUGCUGUGAUUGGUUUAUGUUUGUAGCCACUCAUUUCCGCAGAUGUCUUUUGGGACAGAAACACAUGACAAAGCCCUAAGAUCAUCUGCAUGGCAGGCUAGCCCCUUUGUGAGGUUCAUUCAGAAAAAAAACUGCACAACUUGCAAAAUAUCAGGGCGUGUUAUUUUCUGUUCAACCUUCAAAUAAGAUGUGUGAAAGUACAUUUUGAUUUGCCAUAGUUAUCAAGUCUGGUCUUAUUUGCAGACGAACUGGAACUCUCCGACCAAGACAUGAAGGAAAGGAAGCUAGGCCUGGCCACAGGGGAAAUAAAGUUAAACGGAAGGCUCCAAAGGUUUGUAUUACCUGCAUAAGUAUAAGUAUAAAAUAAUGUUGAAAAAAUAUCCAAGUCUCCUUUCACUGUUUUAAGUGGUUAUUUUGUUCCACUCAAUGGACCGUUUCAUGGUUUUUUCAAUGCUUUUUUUUGCACCAGUUAGCCAAAAUCCAUGGACAUCGCUGAAAAAAAAAUCCUUAAGUCAGUAAAGUUGCCAAGUUUGAAAGUGAUUUGUUGAAAACUACCAGAGAUAUAGCAGCAUAAUUAAUUUUUACAGAUGUUUUUUUGGUGGGGGGCAAGUUCAUGCCUCCCACCAUACAAACGUGUGUUAAAUUAAUUUCAUGAUUUUCUGGAGCAAUAGCUUCACUUACAGUGGAUGUAUCACCUUUAAACUUACUAAUUAUUUAACCCUUUAAGCCCUGAGAGUGAUCAGCAUCAAAUUUCUCUUUGUGAUAUCAAUGCUUUGUAAAACAGAGUGGUCAUAGGAAUUACGGACGUGAUCACAUAACAUGAAUUUGCUUGAUAUUUUAUCAACUUGUCCCCACUACUUCUGUAGGAAAUGAAUGGGGGCAACAAAUGAGAAUUCAAAUUUUUAUCUUGGGGUUUAAAGGGUUAAGGUGCUCUUUCCAGUAGUGUUGAUGCAAAUUCAGUUACUGGUCUUAAUCAAAACUUGAAAAGAACCCUGGAAAAGGUCUAUUUUUUGGUCUGUUCCUCGCGGCUUUAUGUAGCCUAACUCAUUAAAUUUUGUUGGUUCUUCUAGGGAAUGGUUUUGUCACAAGAGUACCUAACUGCCGUGUCUGGUACCCAUGGUGAUAGCCAUGUGCGACCUCUAGAGAUGGAAAUAGUGAACCUUAAGAGACAGGUACAGAUGAACAAACAGUCGAUAGGCCAGCAUAAGUCCCAGAUUGAAAAUGGAAUUGAAGCUGUGAGGCCAGGAGAUGUAAGUAAAAUUACACCGUAACCGCACCAUAUCGUGAUCCUUCGCACCAGGGGGAUGAUUAAAAAUGCAUUUUUGUUCAAGUUCCAUUGUCACAAGGCAUUGAUCCUGCAAAACACCAAAAUAACCAAACAAAAACAAUGCAAAAAGUACAAUUUAUUUAGAAAAUUACAAAACACAAAUAAAAAAAAUUGCAUUUAGAUUGCACAUUAGUAUAGAAACAUUUACAAUGCCACCAACAAGAAGAAAAGGAAAAAAAUACAACGAUGGUUGAAACGUAAAUGUUACAUGUAAUCUUUCAUAAAGAAUAAUAAUUAUUAUAAACGUGCGUAAAAGUGAGAUGCAUAUGAUGUUUAUGAUAAUGAUGAGAAUGAUGAUUUGUGAUGAUGAUGAGAUGCAUUCACCCCCACGUUGAUGUUAGCUAUUCUGUUGCUUGUGCUGAGUGUUAUUUUUCCUGUUCCUUUUUUUUUUAGCAAAAUAUCAAGAAUAAUGCCAGAUGGUCGAAUGAAGAGCUUUUGUUAGCCGUCCAAUGUAUGUAUCGCACUCGCAGCCACCCCAAAUAUUCACAAAGUUAAUAUUAAAACAGAAGUGAAAUUGGUGAUGGUCACAAGACUGUGGGCAAUAUUUUGACCAAGUACUGGAUCUCAAUUUGACAGGUGGCAGCUCUGGCCUCUUGUCCCUUUUCAGGGAUAAAAUGCAAUGUAGAUGUCAGAAUGGGAUAGUUCAUUGUUUACGUCCUGCAGAGACACAAAAUAAUUCAUGGCAUUUGUCUCGUAGGAUUCAAAGAUUGAUCGAUCGAUCUGAACAUGUGUAUUUGUAGAAAUAUCCGGCCGUUUUGUGUAAUUUCUGUGGCAGUUAUGGCUUAACGAUGCAUAUUUCUUUUAGUCUUUGUUGUGCUUUGAAAUAGGACUGUAUUUUGAUUUCGUUAAACUGUAAUACAGAGUUUGGGAGUCUGUCUUUGGAUUAACUGACUGGUUACAUAAAGGCCCAAGCAUUUUCAAUUUCGGACUCUCUUUUUUUAACUGGGACUCAUUGGUUGUGGACUGGGACUCAUGAUUUUUCACAAGAUGAGUCCCAGGACUCAACAUAACUAUUUGAAACAAAUUCACUGUAAAGGGUUAAUUAUUUACAUUUCAACAGCUGUCAGACGCUAUGGAAAAGACUUCCAAGCCAUGGCUGAGGUGUUAGGAAACAAGAGCGUGAGUCAGUGCCGCAAUUUCUUUGUCAACUACAAGAGGCGUUUCAAUCUACAACAAGUUCUUGAAGAGUACGAAGCUGAACAGGGUAUCACCAGCAGUGACAGAAAAGACGAUGAUUUGCAGGUGCUACACAUGUCAGGUUCCCCCGCUGGUAGCAGUGGAAACUCCUCCCCGAGUCAGGAUAGAGCUUCUCCAUCCUUCCCCUCCCAGGGUAAGUUUUUUGGCUCCAACAACCCCCUUCCCCCUGAGCUUGUCCAUCCUUCCCUUCACAGGGUAAGUUCUUUUUCCUCCAACAACCUCCUUCUCCCUCCUGAGCAUUCUUUCUGUAGGUUCAAAAUAGAUAUCAAUAAAUUUAUGAACUCCUCCCCCAGUCAGAAUACAGCUUCUCUGUCCUUCCCCUCCCAGGGUAAGUUCUUUUUGGCUCCAACAACCCCCCCGAACCUUCUUGCUUAAGAAGUCAUCCCACCUUUCAAAACAUAGAGAAAAACUCCCCUUCCAGCCAGGUUAGAGCAUUCUUUUCUUUCCGAAGAAUUCAUCCCACCCUCCAAAAUAUAGAUAUCAAUGAAUUUAUAAAGAUGUGAAUGAAAUAGGGCCAUGAGUGACUCUUGAUCUAAUAUACCGUUUUCCCUAUCUCCCACAAGCAAUACAGCAACAGUUUUUUGGGAUGUUACUUGGCGCUUUUUUUUCCUGGGCACAAGUCUCAGCUAUUACUAAAAUGUUGACUGAACAAGAACCAUUACAGACCACAUACAGUCAACUGUCUUUAAAACGCAAACCUUUGGGACUGCCACAAAGUGUCCAUCUUAGAGAGAGGUGUCCGUUUUUCCCAAGUGUCCAUCAACAGAGAGUUGGCUGUAUAUUCUCAUAGUUCUGAAAAUGGGAGAGUGCAUGAGCUUUUGGCAAGAGUCAUAUAUGUUGUGGUUCAGUUUUGUCCUUGGUUUGAAUUUUAUUUUUCGUUGUUUCAAACUCAUUAUCAUAUAUUACCAUACCCAAAAACAAAAGGAAAUAAAAUUUAAACCAAGGACAAAAUUGAACCACAACAUAUAUUUCUGCAAAUGAAAGCUUACACCUGUCAAAAUGUAAGGAUCAAAGUAAACCAGUCACUCCACAACUAACAACAAUGUUUCUUUUCCUGUUAGGCAUUCCAGGUCAACCACCGCCACUGUUGAAACCCUCAGGACCACAGGGUCAGCGGCAUCCUCCCCCCUUACAACCUCAGGCUGGAGUCGCAAGGUCAAACCCGGGUGGACUUCAAGGUCCUCCUCCACUCAUUAAACCCAUGGUGCGACCUAUUCAGCCCCAGGUAAGUGUUCUUGAAAGGUUGACCCUUUAAGCCCCAAUAUCCACAUACAAAUUCUCCAAACUGAUCUCCAUACAUCUACUUUAAGAAUUAGUUGAGAGAAUUUGAUAGAAGAUCAUGGAAUUUUCUCUAUGGUGAUCAUGUUAUUAAUUCUCAUAACUUUAUCUCUUGACAGUGUAUGGAUAUUGUUAGGAGAAAAUUGAUGUUGAACACUAUUGGGACUUAAAGGGUUAAAGCUGGCUUUGAUGUCGCAUCUCCUUCUAUUAUUUGUUCACUGAAUUUACGCUUUCCUGCCUUGGACCUGGCAAGGCGAUGUGUCUUUAAAUGUAGUAACUUCCCAAAAUUCAAAACACUCCAAAGAAAAGAAGAAAACUGUCAGGGCUGUCAUUAAGGUUUCAAGUAGCUGGUCUCUCUGGGAGAGUGGCCGGUUGUUUAUCCCAUAAAUCUUCCUUUAUUUGUCCUGUUUGACUUAAUUUCAAACCUAGAGGAGCCGGCCGAUUUUAAUGCAGUGGCCAGCUUCUAAUGAAAUUGCAGAACUACUCUUGGUGCAAAGUGCAAGAAUACGCUAAAUAGCAGGGUGCAACCUGGGUCCUACUGUGUGUGUGUCCUGCGGUACAGAAAGAGGGUUGUAUGACAAUUUAUUGGUAAAGCCACCGUACAGUACUGUUCAAAACUAAGUAACCAUUCAGGUCUCGUUUCCUGCACGAAGGGAAUCGCGUCGUGCGCUACGAGAAUCUCGUAGCGCGAGUGCGAGAAUUAGUGAAGCAGCCAUUUUUGGCAUAAAUUAUUCACGGCUGGUCCUGUGCUAAUCAAAACUAAGUGGAGCAUUUUGGCUAGAAUCCAUAAAACGCCGCAUGGCAUGAUGUCCAUCUUUUCUGGGAGUGCUAUCCUUUAGGGCAUUUGGUAUUUGCUACUGCUUUUCUCAUAGUCUGUGAGCAAGCUCUCCACGGGUGUCUCUCUCGCGAGAGUUCACGCGAGAGCCGCUCGCGAAAGUAGACGGGAGUACGGGUGCAGGGAAAGAAAUCCGUUGCGGCUUCACCGCUCUCUCGCGUGUUCUCUCGCGGCUCGCUUUACUCGCGAUAAUUGGACAGCUUGCUCGCGGGCUGCUUUUCUCGGUCAUUGGUGUGCCGGUUGAUUAUGCCAUUUUUCUUUCUUUUCCUUUAGCCUCUUCGCCCACAAGCUAAUCCAAUGAUCCAACAAUCUCCUCCACCACAUAUAGCAUUUCAGCAGAUGAUGGAGCAAAAACCUCUCGGGGGACCCAUUGGGAGAUCUGAAUCACCACACAGCUCCUCAGGUACUCCACCCUUGAGGCAGACGCGCUCUGGCAUGUAACAAUGGGACUUUGUCCUCUGCCAAUCAAAUCGAACAAUUAUUACAAUGAUGUUCUGCAGUCCAACAAAUUAUUACUUUUUGUAGUGAAAAUUUCAAUUCUGCUUAAUGACCACUCAGUUUUAGUGAUGACUAAUUUCUGGCCCCAGCUGAUGUCCGCUCGAUAUCUAUUUCCUUAUAGACUACGAACAGUCUCUCUCUUUCUUUAGAUUUAGUGAGGGGAGUGCACGCGCGAGCGCGCGCGAACAUCGAAGACGCGAGAAACGAGGGCUCUUGCCUCUCUUGUCUCGCACCUUCAGUCACACGUAAGUCAUAUUCGUGUCUUGCGCGUUUCACUAGACCGACUAAGAGAAGAGAGAGACUUGCUCGUAGUCCAACUUCCACAACGACACGUAACAAUCACCUUUUGGAGUCCUCAGUUGUUAUCUUCUGUACACAUUGUCAAGUUGAAUGCCCGGUGGGUACUGGCGGGUACUGUAUUUACUCUAAAGAGCGCCGUCCCGUAAGUAAGCGCCACAUCGUCCGAUCAACAAUGCAUUGUUAUUAAUUUUUUAGGUUUUUUUUUUCACAAAGAAAAUUCUGAUUACUAUUAUU